CCCGGUGCGAAGGUCUUUCGUCGUCUCUAUUGCGAGGACAACUGCAAUAUGCAGAGGAAAAUACAACCUGACGUGACCCGUCUUUCAUCUACUGGUAAAUCUUGCCUUGAGUGCCGACGCCGAAAGAUCAAAUGCGAUAAAGCCCUUCCUUGCUCAUACUGUGUUAAGGUCAAGGUUAGGUGCGCGUAUCCACCGAGAAAAGGUGUAUCCAGAAAUGACAGUCAAGAUCUACCCGACCAAGAGCUGGGUACUCGCGUGGAGACUAUCGAGCGGACAUUGAUUUCAUGCGAGGAAAGUUUGUCGCAAAUCUGGCAGGUCGUUCAGACUACACGGCCACAGCCACCAUAUCUAAGUAGUAAUAAGUCCAACCAUCCGGCCACAAGCGAUGUGCGCGAGCUUCAGGCGAGUCCAGCAAGACCAUAUCAGGGCAGACACCGAGACUUCGCAUGUCGAGGGUAUGCUGUGCAUACUUCGCAAUCUCUUCACCCCUCAUCAACUACAACAUUCUUUCUUUGGCAGACGUACUUAGAGAGAGUGCACCCAGUUCUCAAAAUAAUUCACGCACCAUGUGUUCAACGUCAAAUUAUUGAGUUCCUCCAAGAGGUAAUAUCCGACAGCUCGCCAAUUCACUGCUUGUUGUUUGCAAUUUAUUACACGGCUGUGGUGGCCCUAACUACCGAAGAAUGCAAGAAAGCGCUCGGCUGUGACAGACCAACUUCACUACAAAGGUAUCGAAAGUCAAUCGAGACGGCUCUUACCCAGGCAGACUACCAGAAAUCAACAGACAUAACCGUCCUACAAGCAUUUACCCUCUAUACUGUUUGCGGCAGGUUUGAUGCACAAGGACCAGACAUCAAGAGUCUGACCAGGGUUGCCAUUACAAUAGCGUUUGAAAAUGGACUGAACGAUGAGAAUUCAAACCCCAAUAUCGCACCAUUCGAAGCCGAAAUGCGACGUCGCCUUUGGUGGCAGAUCUUCAUCCUUGAUGUCCGAAUGGCAGAAGAUGACAGGUCCGAGCCGCACAUCUUGGAGUCACAGUUCCACAACAAAUUUCCAUCAAACGUUAGCGAUGCAGAUCUUAACCCUGAUAUGAGUUACAUCCCCGAAAACCAUCCCGCAAAGAGUGAGAUGUUGUUCAGUCUGGUUAGGCUUGAAGUCAGCUAUUUUACGCGACUGGUAUCUUUCUCCGAUCAAUUUACCGGAAAGAAUUCAUACCCGACCAUGUCGACCUCAGAAAAGUGCGAAGCGAUUGAUCGGUUUGAAGAGCGGAUGGAGCGAGAAUACCUUUCGCAUUGCGACACAUCUAUUCCUCUAGAUUUUGUCACUGCCGAGUCCAGUCGUUUGAUCCUUGCCAAGCUUAGGCUCACUAUGAGCAAGCCUCGAAAUAGAGAAAGCCAACAAGUGCUCAUUCAGGAUAGCUUUCGUCAAAAUUGCGUGGAGAUUCUUGAUCGAUCUAAGGCAAUGCGUCUCCAUGAACGGGGCGGUCUCUGGCGUUGGCUGUUUCAGAGCUACAUUGAAUGGGAUGUCUUGACGUAUCUAUUUAUCAGCUUAUCUCUUUCUCCGUUGGGGCACAUGGCGGACGCGGCAUUUGCGGCUGCUGAAGAUAUUUAUCAAUAUUGGAACGGGAGGAGUGACUCUCGCGGAUGUUCACGCUGGACUCGUAUAAAAGAAUUCCAUGCUCAGACUUUAGUCGCAAGGGAGAUGGCUCUAGUCAACCCUAGCUUGUUCGGCAUAUCAUCAGAUGGAACAGACCAGCUUGAAGAUUGUGAAUCGAUGGCGAUGGGAAGUCACGAAUCGAUUACAUCAACCGCCACUCAGCCUGGAGUAUCCGGUCCUAUUAUUUCAUCAGAAAUACGUGUCUCUCCACUAGUCGGACGACCAGAGUCGUCGAUGGAGCCUGAACAACGUUUCGCUCAGAUGCAUGGACACCACAAUACACAAAUAUCUGAAGAGACUUCGGAUAUUCCUAGCUCCGGUACAGCCUGUCAGUGGAGCACGACACUCUUUGAGAGGUAUUUUGAAGUCCUUGACUCGGAGCAGGAAGGGGCUAUAUCAUGGUUCUGA
Molecule: messenger RNA, 2064 nt
Organism: Penicillium canescens
Lineage: Eukaryota; Fungi; Ascomycota; Eurotiomycetes; Eurotiales; Aspergillaceae
Product: transcription factor domain-containing protein
Exons: 3
Biological process (GO): DNA-templated transcription; regulation of DNA-templated transcription
Molecular function (GO): DNA binding; DNA-binding transcription factor activity, RNA polymerase II-specific; zinc ion binding
Source: RefSeq, a predicted model, not a curated record